UUAAAGCUUUUAACAAGAUAGGAACACAGUUGGAACUAAUCUUGCAAUAGCAAAAGCCAUGGGGGAGAAAACAAUAGAUUUACCAGCAGGGUUAGCAGAAUAUCGCCGCCUGAUUGUUCCAGCGUUACUAAUUGCCGGAUGGAUCAUUGGCUGUGGAGUAAUGAUUUAUGUUGUUUUUUCAUGAAAGGAAGAUAUGGAGAUAAAAACUGAAGAAGAAAUCAGUACUAUGGAAAAUGUCAAAGGAACCAAUAACAUUUAUGUACAGAAGAACACAUACCAUUGCGUUACAUGCAUUAUUAAUAUAAAAUUGGAAAACUCAAAAACAUUAUAAACUAAUAACAGAUUAAAGCACAACUGUUCUAA
Pelobates fuscus (common spadefoot toad) is the source of this 363-nucleotide messenger RNA. It is a transcript of the gene STRIT1, whose product is annotated as small transmembrane regulator of ion transport 1. Gene Ontology annotation, biological process: regulation of slow-twitch skeletal muscle fiber contraction; regulation of ATPase-coupled calcium transmembrane transporter activity. Lineage: Eukaryota; Metazoa; Chordata; Amphibia; Anura; Pelobatidae. The transcript has 3 exons. The record is from RefSeq and is a predicted model, not a curated record. The coding region runs from base 59 to 184 and encodes 41 amino acids.